This is a messenger RNA of Rhizophagus irregularis DAOM 181602=DAOM 197198, 471 nucleotides long. RefSeq lists its product as uncharacterized. Lineage: Eukaryota; Fungi; Glomeromycota; Glomeromycetes; Glomerales; Glomeraceae. The record is from RefSeq and is a predicted model, not a curated record.
AUGCUGAAAAUAUUUAUGAACGGUUCUCUCUUUGGAAAACUGAUGAUUAUCAUCAACGUGAGAAAUAAACUUAUCACGUAUCUUAUUGGAGGACCUAAACUGUUUUGGGAAUUCGAUGGAAGUGCAGGGGCUACUCCAUCAACUCAAUCAGAGGGAAGUGCACCGUCAACUCAAAGAGAACGUUUCGCCGUUGGAGAUGUAUUACCUAAAUUUAAAGAUUGGGCGAUGCAAACAAAUAAUUUCCUUCUUUUGGGUAAUAGAAUCAUCAGUCACGCGGAGCAAAACAAGAUUUUGCAGGAAUAUACGAAGCUCAAUGAUUUCACAAAUAAACUAAAGGAGGAGCACCGAUGGACAGAUGAAAAAGAGACUGGAGAGAAAUGGCCAAAACCAGCUUCACCAUUAGCUGUUGAGAUUACAAGGAAGAAAGAAGAUGAUGAGAAGGAUGGGAAGAAGAAGCAACGUGAAGAUUAA